Orbicella faveolata is the source of this 4229-nucleotide messenger RNA. RefSeq names its product NACHT and WD repeat domain-containing protein 2-like. Gene Ontology annotation, molecular function: protein binding. NCBI's taxonomy places the organism in Eukaryota, Metazoa, Cnidaria, Anthozoa, Scleractinia, Merulinidae. The record is from RefSeq and is a predicted model, not a curated record.
GAGAUGGUUCAACAUCUAAUUUCUCCUUAGAUCAUUACAUUGUUAAGCAUGCUAGGGGAUACAAUGAGCACUUAAUGACUGGCCACAGGGAAACACUGAAACUCGCCGUUUCUGUCACACGCCUUGAUAUAAACAGCCAUGUUAAAAGUUUUUUUGGCACUACACACCACACUAUUUGGUUGAAUUCUAAGGGGUUUUUUAUGGAUACGUAGAAUCUUUAUUCAGCUCACAUGAUAUCAUAAUAUAGAGAGGUUAUAUGGGGAGUAAUAGAAAGGGGUGCCUUUUAUUCCCAAACACCAAACAUGAAGCUGUUACUCAUCAAACGUUGAUUUCCUUCAUUAACUAUCAUCAAUUGCUAUCGUGCUAGGUGGCAGCAGCGACUGUCAAAUGUAACUUUUGUAUCACAGAUCUCAAAAAGGCUUAAUAUUGUUAGUGGAAAAAGCGAUAAUCGCGCAAAAUUAGCAGGUCUAGAACAAUUUUAUUUCCUUUUUGUGCAGCGGAGAACACGAAGGAGACGACUCUCAUUCAUGGCAAACACGUGCGCUUGGCGAGUAUUUCAGGACAACCUCUGAUAUUGUCUAAAGGCAGAUACAAUUUGAGAAAACUACACGAACUUCCCGUUCAUCUGAUGCGCAGCGAAAGAUGGGACGAGUUAAAAAGUGAAGUGCUCUGUAACUUUCAUUGGCUCAGAAUAAAAAUAACGGCGCGUUCUCUCAGGUCUGUGUUGGAUAAUUUCCAUGCCGCCAUGAAGGUUGUCAAUGACCCUGACAUUGCUGCUGUUGGGGGAGUGCUUCAGCUCGCCCAAGACGCCAUUUUGAGCGACUCUAAACAACUCGCUGCGCAAUUUGUAGCGAGGCUUUACGAGUGUAAGGUUAAGAAUGCCUAUCACGUUAUUUCAUCCAGCCUAUCACCAGUACUUUCCAAGCUUGUCCAGGAUUCUCGCAGGCCACCAGAGCCCACAGUGAUCCCAUCCAGAGCUUUUUUAACCCCUCCUGGCGGACAGUUAAUACAAACGUUAGUUGGACACUCGGCCAGCACAGUCCAUGGACUCGCUGCCACCAGUGACGGUAGAUACGUUGUUACAGGUGCAGAAGACGGUGUGGUGAAAGUGUGGGACAUCAGCGAUGGCUCCUUAUUGCUGACCGUGCCGGAAGCUGGAGAAGAGAUUGGCAUGAUCAUGUGUUGUUGUGACGAUGAGGUCAUCGUGGCUUCGUCUAAACGAGGCAUAGUGGUGAUUUCAUUUGAAACUGGUGAAAUACUUCACAGGGUAGAAACCAAGUAUUUUGAGAGCUAUCCUCCACUGACGCUAGCCGGCAACAAAGGAUCCAAACUGGUCUUCCUCAAAGAAAAGAGUUUGAAUGUGAUGUUAACCACCUCUGGGAAAUCUUUGCACAGUUUAACAAGCAUCAAACCGGUCGGUGGAGCAGGGCAGAACAGCUUGCUAACCUCCUGGAACGACAUUGUACUCUGUAACUCAAAAGAAGACGAAAAUUCCUUGAAAGUGAUUGACUUAAGCGACUUCAAAAUACUUCAUUCAUUUGUAGUUUUUGAAGAGAAAGACGAGGAAGAAUUCCUUCACCUCACUCAAAUAGUAAUGAAAUCAGAGAAUGAGGUUCUUGUUGCGAAAAAGAUGAAAAUCGACCUUUACUCCAUCGGUAAAGGCGAACUUUUACGGACAUACAAGUGCAAAAUCGACGACUGGAUUCGACACUCUUCCCUGGACCCCACUCAGAACAUCUUGGUGUUCCCAAAACGCGACAAAGUUGCUCUAAUUGAUCUUGAAAGUGGCGAGAGAAAAGAUGUUCUACCACAUCCCAAUUACGUUUCUAGGACCUUUGCCGUGGGCCGGGAUGCGAUUCUUACUUCCGGUGGCGACAAUAUCGUGAGGGUCUGGGAUCUAACCCAACAAGAUGUUCACCGACAAGUAGAAAAGCCCGAGAUUUUGGUGAACAUUUAUUCCAUCCCAGGCGACUCUCGACACCUGGUGACAGUCGGCCGACUGGGGAUUGACAACCACUGCGUGACCAUUUGGGAUUUGUACACUGUUUUACCUGUGCGCAAAGUCACCGGUAUUACAACAAGCUACAUUCAAAUAAUCGACAGCAGAAGAGCUGUUGUUCGCGUGGGAGAAAACGUGACGAUCGUGGACUUACAAACGUGGAAAGUUGUAACGGUACUCAAAGGAAAAAUCCCACCGUUUGACUUUUUAGGCAUUGAUGAUAUCUGCGUCGUCAACAAAAGAACAGAAGUUCUAACAUACUCUCACGAUCGUAAACAUUUGACGCUCUACAACAUUGAAACGGGAGAGCAGGUGGCAGUUCUAGGGUCAAGCCAACCUCAACACAGUCUUCGUUCAUUUAUCGUGAACUCACAAGGAACGAUUGCUGUCUGGACAGACGAGCCGUGUUCCCAGGUGUUUGUGUGGGACCUGGUGACGAGAGAACAAUGUUUUGUCAUCGAAAGGGAGGGGUAUGAGAGGCUGACUAUGUCUCAUGCGGAACUCACCCCAGAUGGCAAGCAUUUCGUGUCCAGUACACGGAAGACCAAGGAAAGCGACUGGAUCCGACACUCCACCGUGUGGGAUGUGCAGAACAGAAAGCUUGCGCAUGACUGGCGGAAUGCGAAUGACACCGACGUCAUUUCUUUGGUUGUGACGGCUCACAAGGACUUGAACAUACUACUAUGUGCAAGUCUUUGUGAGCCGUCACAGCUAGUUUGUUGGAACAUUUUAGAAGGGACCGCCCUUCAUAUCCUUCCCAGCAGCCAUUUCAGCAAUCUUCGAAUUGACGUCAUCGCGUCAGAAGGGGACUUGGUGGUGUCGUAUGAGGAAAAGACACUGAUCAUGUGGGACAUGAAAGCGGGCGUUCAAAAAGCCACCUUCACGGCAGAUAAGGUGACAGCGGUAUAUCCCGUGGGGGAUGGUCAGUGUAUUGCUCUGGGCUAUGAAAGUGUUUUGCCCUUAGUACUUCUCACUCUCCAGGGUGGGGACAUGAAGCCGUACGAAUUCCCCACAGAGGGUACAACGGUCAUGGCUGGAACAGACGAGCCGAUAGUGUUUGAAGGCAUCCAAAAUACGUCUGGUGAUGAAGACAAAUAAGGAAGUUGAAAGAGACGAGUGUGAAGAAACAGCGAGAAGACUAUAGAUCGAGUUUGCGCAGAAAUUUUGCGUAUUUACUCAUAGAAUUCACGUCAGACUGUAUGUUAACAGACCGUCAUACGGAUCUCGUAAGAUCCUUAGCUGAGAUAUUUGAGCGCGACGCUCGACCCUGUAGAGCCUACUUACAUGACCUGGCCCACCAGGAGUGCUAUGUAGCUUAGUUGUUUGAGCACCUGACCAGCGGACGGUCAUACGGUCUGAUACCCUGCGUAUAUGCUAUUUACUGUAAAUUGAGCAGUAAAAAAAAACCAAGAUAAUUAAAACAAUGCAUUUUUAACUGGAUAAUCGAUGCAUUCAUUUAUUUAAAAUUCUAUCCUACCUACUGUAACACUAAAUUAAGUUUAAAUUGUUCCAGAUUACAGGUUUGUAAAAAAAGCAACAUUACAGUUCUGCUACACAGUAUUGUUGAAGUCAUCAGAUUCUAAAGGUUGCGGUUGUAAACCAAUUCGAUAACUAGCAUGAUACUGAGUAUUAGACACGAGAUUUCAGAUAAUUCCAAACCCACUAAGAGGCUGUAUUGAGCACUGUAAUUUAAUUUCGGGUUGAUUUAGACCACGCAACUUUACCGCACGCGACAAGCCUACGACAAGUUUUUAUCAUAAAUAGUUUUGUGUAAGUCAAACCUACAAUUAGUAGAAUUACCCCAAAAAAUUCGUGUCGCAAGCAGCUAAGUAAUACCUUCUAAAUUGGCACUAAAAUCAGAUUUCUAAAGCAAAUUAAACUUUAUCUCAUCAAGAUUCCUGCUAGCCAGUAUAAAAAUUAUAGGCUUGGAUUGUUUUACUUUAAAAUAAUGUUGCUUUUUUGGACGGAAAAACUAUAUUUUUUUUUUGAGCGCCGGUUGCUCGCGUCAUGUAAAUCACAUACAUCUUUCAACAUUAAAUCAAUUUUUUUUGGAAAUACUACGGCGACAUUGACAAAUUGAGUCAUUACGACAAUAUAUUAGUUUAAGAUUACAUAGUUUGGUUUUUAUAGUCUUGUUAUUUUGAGUCGCCAAAGUCGACUUUAAUGGUUGUUUGGAACUUUUCAUUACACAGUGGUGUUUAGAAAAGGUUUUUUCACAUCCAGCUGAAGA